AUGUACUACAGCUACAAAUCACCCAUUCAAGCCCAAGCUUGGCGGUCGUAUCUCGUCUUUGUCGACAUCACUGCUAUAAUCAGCACUUAUCAAUAUGACCACGGCUCGCUUCUCUGGCGCAUUUACUACACCAUCGACGCCGUUUCGUUUCUUCUGGAUCCGACUUCCUGCGCGCUCAAAGUGAAGAAGAAGCUGGAAGAUGGCAGAGAGGUUACUGUGAAGAAGCCUAUCUUUGCAUUUAAGGGAUUUGAGAAGACGACUGAGACGUUUCCGGGUGCUACUGACAGCCCCCUCCUUGGCAAGUGGAGCUUUGAGAGAGCCUACUUUCGCUUCUGA
Molecule: messenger RNA, 336 nt
Organism: Aspergillus ruber CBS 135680
Lineage: Eukaryota; Fungi; Ascomycota; Eurotiomycetes; Eurotiales; Aspergillaceae
Exons: 1
Coding region: 1-336 (111 amino acids)
Source: RefSeq, a predicted model, not a curated record